Solanum pennellii is the source of this 1022-nucleotide messenger RNA. Its product is annotated as late embryogenesis abundant protein 31-like. NCBI's taxonomy places the organism in Eukaryota, Viridiplantae, Streptophyta, Magnoliopsida, Solanales, Solanaceae. The coding region runs from base 67 to 849 and encodes 260 amino acids. The transcript is spliced from 3 exons. The record is from RefSeq and is a predicted model, not a curated record.
CGAGCUAGCUAGCCAUAUCCCACAUCUGGCUAAGUUUUUUAAUUUUAACAAAUAAAAUAAAAAAAAAUGAGUCAACAACAACCAAGAAGGGAACAAGGUGAUCAAGCAGCCGAUCCGAUCAAAUAUGGCGACGUUUUUGCUGUCUCUGGUGAGCUAGGAGAAAAAGCUGUUAAGCCGGAAGAUGCAGCCAUGAUGCAGAGCGCUGAGACCGCCGUGCUCGGGAAAACACAACAGAGCGGUCCAGCGGCUGCAAUGCAAUCAGCUGCUAAUGUUAACGUGAGCGCCGGUUUGGUUCAACCGGGUGAUGUUACUGAUGUUGCUGCUAGAGAGGGUGUUACGGUUACUGGGACCGCGGUUCCUGGUGCUAAUAUUAUUACUGAAUCAGUUGCUGGACAGGUAGUUGCACAAUACAUACAGCCAACAGGAGCAGCCACCACCGGAGGCAGUAGGAGAGAAAUCACUAUAGGAGAAGCUCUUGAAGCGGCUGGACAAACCAUACCGGGCAAACCAGUGGAUCAAUGCGACGCAGCAGCAAUCCAAGCAGCUGAAGUACGCGCAACAGGCAGCGAUGUUAUCACUCCUGGAGGCGUAGCAGCCACUGCUCAGUCGGCUGCUGCGUAUAAUGAAUCUAUGAUAAAAGACGAGGACAAAGUUAAGCUUGGAGAUGUCUUAUCGGGUGCUACUAAGGUAUUGCCCGCGGAUAAGGCAGCGACGAGGCAGGAUGCAGAAGGAGUGGUAGGGGCGGAGCUACGGAACAAACAAGACAUGUCCACCACUCCUGGUGGAGUAGCUGCUUCUGUGACCGUAGCUGCCCGGAUGAAUGAAAGGAGUCAACAACAACAAUCCUGAUCUCUAGGUUGUGCUAUAGUAGUAGUAGUCAGUUAUAGUCGAAGAAGUAUUUUAUGUUAUAUAGGUUAAUCACUUGGUUACCAUGUGGUUGAUGAAUUACUGUUGUUUGUGUAAAAUAUGGGUUUGUGUUUGGGCUUAUAAUGUUCAAUUAAUGAAAACUUUUCACAUGACCA